This is a messenger RNA of Daphnia pulicaria, 983 nucleotides long. RefSeq lists its product as uncharacterized. The transcript is spliced from 4 exons. Lineage: Eukaryota; Metazoa; Arthropoda; Branchiopoda; Diplostraca; Daphniidae. The record is from RefSeq and is a predicted model, not a curated record. The coding region runs from base 248 to 715 and encodes 155 amino acids.
GAGUGGACAAUCGACUCCAUGUACCGCAUAGUAGAGCUUCACACUUUGUUGACCUCCCCCGGAGAAGUUAAUAGUGCGCCAUUGACUAAGACGACGACUCCGAGAUUAUAGCGUUGCGUUCGUUCACACAUCACACACGUUUUAUUCCAUUCAUUCCGGAGCUUUUUCGUCCACGCAGAAAAUAAAAAUCCUGAAAGAAAUUCGAGCACCAAAUUCAAAAAAAGGAAAAUUUAAAACAACAAAAAAGAUGAACCCGGUUGUUGUUCUCCUGCUGGUCCAGUUGGUAGCCGCUCAACCUGUCGCCUUGCCGAACCCAUUCGCUGACUGGAACACCAAGCCGUCCAGCAGUAAAGUUUCUGUACUGGACACCCAACCGCUCAGCAGGACUCGAAGCCUACCCCAAACGUCACAAUCAACAAAUGGCAAUCAUGCAGGUCCGAUCAACACUAAGAAUGGUGGCACUUUCGACAAAGUGGGCAAAAUAAUUACGACGACCACAACGACCGAGCCUUUAACUCAACAGGCCACUGUUGACAUAGAGACAUUGCCAGGAUUUUGGUUAAAAGAUCCCAGCAGGAUCGAAGAAACGACUGGGUCAUCCUACGAGGUCGAUUACCGCACCGAACGGUACCGACUGGACGAUCUUCUACUGUUGAACAAGAGGCGCAAAAAUGGAUAUGUCGGACACCACCACGAAGAUGAGAAGACCCAUUAAAAAUAAACCAGGAAUUCCGAUGGCGUAACAUUCGGAGAAAACUGCAAAAAAGAAACUAACCUCUCAAAACUCCAUUCCGGAUGAGCACCACACACACAAUAAUCAACUCAAAAACAUUAAUUUGGUUUUUUUAACACGUUUUGUUUUGUUUCGUAUACGGGCAAAGGUAAGAGAGUAUAAUAACUUACCGUUUCAGGAGGUUAUGACCGCGCCCGCCUAUGGAAAAACGGUCAUCAUUUCCCUCCACCCCCCCCCCCCCCCCCCACCC